This is a messenger RNA of Zalophus californianus (California sea lion), 473 nucleotides long. RefSeq names its product atherin-like. The transcript has 4 exons. Lineage: Eukaryota; Metazoa; Chordata; Mammalia; Carnivora; Otariidae. The record is from RefSeq and is a predicted model, not a curated record. The coding region runs from base 1 to 453 and encodes 150 amino acids.
AUGUCCUGCAGGGCUGUGGAGCUGACAGCAUUCAAGGCGUCAGGGGGCGCCCCCUGCAGGGCAGCGCGCGGCGGGCCUGCCCCGGGGCCCCCAGACGCCCGCACCCCCGCACCCCCGCCCUUCCCCCCACCCCCGCAGGCGCGGCGCCGGUGGGAACAGGAGCGGCAGCGGCGCCUCUGCGCUCAAGUGACAGCGCCUUUGUCUCUGCUGAAUGGGUUUCUAGAGAGAGUGCGAGCGGACGGACCUUCCCCCAGGCUCUGCGUGGGGGCCUCUGAAAGGCCCCGCCGGGGACCCCUGCGGGACAGACAGCAGCCUCUGCCUCAGCCUUGCCCUGCUUCCAGUAGGACCCCUGCCCUGGUGCGGUGCCAACGCUGCUGCGCCCCCCAGCUCAGCCCCCGAACUUUGUCCAAGAUUGUCCCCCCCACACCCUGCCCGCCUGCCUGGAAGUUCUGACAGCCCCGUGGUAGCUCUCG